GACGCAGCAAGUGCUUAAAUAGAAAAGAAAGAGAUUUUUGUUUAAAGAAACUACAAAAUAUGUCUACUGAUGAUUCGUGGGUAUUUGAUUCAUUGGUAUGUUUUUUACAUGGACCUGUCUGGAAUGCACCAUUGCAGACAUUUAUUGAGGAAAAAUCAUUGAUCUUUGAUCCCAACCUACAAUUGGAUGAAAAUAAUCCUGAUAUUAAGCAUAUCCAUGAUGACUACAAACAUUUGGUGGACUACAUGUUGGGUAGUUUUAUGGAGGAAAUGCAAAUAACACCAGAACAAUUUGAAAUGGCUUGCAUGGAGGGUAAGCAACAGCACAAAGAUAAUCCAUUUCAAUUUCAUCAGGGCCUAUUCCAACAGAUUUGGGCAGCUAAUGAUAUAAAAAUAUUCAUACGCAUGAUGACUCAACGUAAUGUUGAAUUACAGCUACAGGCCUUGGAUUUGAUUGAGAAAAAUCAAUUGGCUCUACUGCAGGAACACGAUAGUUUUGAUAGUCCCACAGAUAGUGUACAUUCACAGAGUGAUAAAUUAACAGAUGUGGAAGACUUCAUUGCCAAGUCGGUGGAAAAAGAAACGGAAACUCCAGAGGCUUCUGUAACACCGGAUCAAGAUGAUAAUGAACAGGAUGUUACCGAUAAAUUCGAACGAUUAAAUUUAUUCUUUGAAAAAAAUCAAAAGGUUGAUCCCGAUGAUAUGUUAACUCGCCAGGAAUACUUACGUCAACAACGCGAUAAAAUAAUCGAAAUCAAAAAGAAGACCCGAGCCAAACAACUGCAAGAAACUGUAGCUAAAACAUUAACAGCAGCAGCCACGUCUACUUCGUUGAAUGCUCGUCCAACAUCUGCCCAAGUGGCACAAAAAUUAUUGGAAAAUGUAUCCAAACCGAAUGGUGGUAUGGACAAAGUGGAGGAUACCGAAACUAACUCAGCUUUGCAGUUGAGAAAGACACUAGCAAAACGUUUGAAAGCCGAAGUGGUAGAACACAAUUAAACAACCAAACCACAUACAAUUUUAGUUCUCAACUAACAGUUAUAUAAAAUUUUUAUUUUUAAAGUGCUUUUCAAAUACAUACAUAAAUAUAUAUAAUUUUCAACAAUUAUUUGGAUUAAAAUCGUUAAAAAUUUAAAGGCGUUAUAAACAUAAAAUUAUAAACAAUCUACAAAAAAAAAUUAGUAACUCUCUGAUAAUAAAUGA
Molecule: messenger RNA, 1202 nt
Organism: Calliphora vicina (urban bluebottle blowfly)
Lineage: Eukaryota; Metazoa; Arthropoda; Insecta; Diptera; Calliphoridae
Product: cilia- and flagella-associated protein 36
Exons: 5
Coding region: 60-998 (312 amino acids)
Cellular component (GO): ciliary base; axoneme
Source: RefSeq, a predicted model, not a curated record